GGAUGAUUCACGUCAUUAACGUCGGACCCUAGCUACUAGGCGAAAACAACGCAUACCACGAUAUUUAUUACAUCACGUACUGCGCACCGCGCACACGCGUACGAGUCACCACACAGAUCUUCGAGCACCCUCUUCUCAUACCAAUUCGAUCUAUGAUGAAUGCCCUAGUGUCUUCUCCGCAUGUGUCUACGAACAACAAACCUCAAUCACGCCAGCAGAGUCCUGCAGCUGGACUUAGUGGAACUGCUUCACGCUUCUUCGUCUCAAUGCGCAAGUCCAUCAGUCAUACCAUUUUAACUUCUCCGAGGAAACGACAUGCAGACAACCUACAUGGCAUGUAUUCUACCUCAGAAGAACGAAACCCUCAUGUUCAUCCACGAAUGCACGCGAGAUACAGAGACACCGCAGUCUCCCGUCCUACCAUUGAACAAAUUGCAAUGGGCCUACAUGUAUCCUGCACACCUCAUCUACGAAAUCCGUGUCAUCACCGGCAUUCUGCACCUUCGUCACCUUCUCAUAUAAGGUACCCCCGCGACUCAUCCGCACCGCAUCGUCCCGCACACAGCCUUCCUCCACCCCCUUCUCGCUCUUCCCUUAAGAAAACAAGCACUAGCACUACCUUAAAUUGUCCCCCUCCGACCUCAACUGCGUUAAUUCGCCCUUCUCCCUCCACAUCUACGAUCAACUCGGCAGGCCCAGCAACACCUGAUGGCCUGCGGUCCCUGCGGUCCAUAAGGCACCGUAUGUCAAAAUUGAUACUCGGGUACCGAUCUGCAUCCUUGCCGGCGCGUGUGACAUCAACAGCGUCAUCAGGGACCGGGACCCGCCCGACAACCCCAAGAAAAUCAGUGCGAUUUUCAACCAGCGUGCUUGCGUUGGACGAUGAAAAUGAAGUCAAGCACUCAUAAUUAUUUAUUCAUCUCGACACAGACACUAGUACUUAACUGCGCGAAAGUCUGGCCAGCUACCUAUUUCAUAUCAUUAACUCGCACUUUGUUACCCAGUGUACCAAGGGAUGUAGAUGGUCCAUCAUUCACUAUUUUAUUCCACCCCAUUGUAGCACUGAAAUCAUGUAUGUUUGAGAUCGCAAUUUUAACUGUUUCCGACAAGAACUUGCUUUCGGUCAAGUCCGCUUCUUCCAUCGUUUACAGGUG
Messenger RNA from Suillus discolor, 1154 nucleotides. RefSeq lists its product as uncharacterized. The transcript has 2 exons. Lineage: Eukaryota; Fungi; Basidiomycota; Agaricomycetes; Boletales; Suillaceae. Bases 153 to 908 code for a protein of 251 amino acids. The record is from RefSeq and is a predicted model, not a curated record.